AUGAGAGAGCCAUUGGAUAACCUAAAGAUUUCAAGGAUCUUUGGUUCUUCUUCGAACUCGAGGACAUGCUUUUCUGCAGCAAAAGAUCUCAUUGCCUAUGCGGCAUCAGGCGGUGUGGUAGUGGCACAAUUGGAUUUCGAUACACAGCAGAUAAUCAAACAACGAUUCUUUUGCGCUUCUUCGAAAUCACUUCGUCAGGAAUCCCAUUCACCCACAAAUAUUGCCAAGGAUUAUUAUGGGUUAAUAAAGCCUGAGCAUAGUAUUAGUAUUAAAGGUGAUACCUGGAAUGACUCGGAUGAGGCAUCAGAGAAAGCUGUUACAAUAGGUUCAGAUUUAUCACCAGCUCGAUGCUCUCCAUCUAAAAUUAAGGACAGAAUUAAGGAUAUUUCAUGUUUAUGUUUCUCUGCUGAUGCGAAAUUUUUGAUUGUGGGUGAAACAGGUCAUCAACCAAGAAUUUUACUCUAUUCAAUGGCACCGGAUUCUAAUGAUUUUCCGGUAUUCGUAAUACAUCAGCAUAGUUAUGGUAUAUCUCAAUUGCAAUUUCAUCCCGAUGAUAGCACUAUCUUUACCAGUCUUGGAUUGAUUAAUGACGGUUUCUUGCACAUAUGGAAGUUAUCUACCAAUAGUAUAAGAUUAGUGGCCAGCAAUAAAAAUUCUACAAUUGUGCUAGGACUAAAUUGGUAUAAGGAUUCUGCUCUUGUUACAUAUGGUGUCAGGCAAAUCAAAGUAUGGAAGUUUGAAAACACCAAUAAUACUGCAAACAAUAAGCUGACGAUUCCUAGAACAAGAACGGCUAUCAAGGGCAAGAACAUUGUGCUUGGUACUUUGAUUGAAUCAACAUUCAUUGACUCCGAGUGGCUACGUGACGAUCAACUAUUGUUUUUAACCGAUUCUCGUCAAGUUGUACUAUAUCAGAAUGGAUCGCUUAUAAGUCUUUACGAACUAGAAGGUGAUAAGCAAUACGACAAUAUUCUAGUAGAUUGGGACAAUGACAAGCUUUGGUUCUCGUAUGAUGAAUAUGUAGAUAGUAUACCCUUAACACAUGUUUUGAACCAUCAAGAAAGAUUGAGACCAGGAAGUGGCAGCUCCUCUAUUAGGGGUGCAAGUCCAAUAAAGAACAAUUUAUUCGAUCAAAAAUUUGUUGAUACAGAAGCUUCAGUUCGUGAUACACAUAAAAUUCUCAUGAUGAAACUGGUAACGAACAAAACUGUAUUGUUUUGUACAUCUAAGGGUGAAAUAUCAAUCAUAAAUGAGACAAUUAAGCCUAUUUCAAAUCCAUCUCUAAACGAUAUAAAAGUGUUCAAAAAAAUUAACAAUGAUUUGGCUGUUCUUUGUAGCAAGAAAGGAGACAUCAAGCUAUUUGAUGGCACCAAACUUUCCAAGUACGAACUUGAUAUAUCAGACCUUUCUUCUGACGAGGAAAUAACUUCUCUGGAUUUCAGUGUGAAUGAAAACUAUUUUGUUGUUGGUGAUUCCACAGGGAAGUUAUCUGUAUACAAAGAUAACGUAUGCGAAUAUCAGAGCAAAGUUCACAGCGCUGCCAUUAACGGUAUCCAAAUAUAUGAGAAAGAUGCUUUCAAAAUUGUAAUCACUAUCAGCAGAGACAGAACAAUGAACUUCAUAGAACUACGAGCUGGGGAAUGGAAUAUUUGCGAAACAGUUAAAGACAAUAAGGGGAAUAUUAUACAGCUUGAGAUGUGCGACAAUAAGUUAUAUACAAUUUCGAGUGAUAGGACUGUAUCUUGCUAUCGGAUAGAUAUUGUCGACAAUACCUUAAACGUUUCAAAAGAAACCAUCCUUUCCGUAAAGAAUUCUCCAUUGAGAUUACAAUUGACAAACUCAGAUAUCAUUGUGUCACGCUCCGACAAAACCAUGCAAAUAUUUGAUAAAACCUCGAACAGUACUCCUAGAUUAUUAAGAUUGUUGGAUGACCAAGGGGAUGGGAUUUUAGUUAACCAUUUUUACGUUAAUGCCGACAGUGACCAGAUUUUAUGUUCUUCUUCAUUGGAUAAAACGAUAAGAUGUUUUAGUUACACUACAGGAAAAUGUCUUAACCAAUACUAUGCUCACGCAGAUCCGGUAGUUGGAAUGACAACCGUUGCCAAUAAAUUUGUCACUGUUACAGGGAAUGGAUGCUUAUUUUCAUGGGAAAUAAGACCAGAAGAAGAAGCGGACGAGAUAAGCGGUAAACUUUUGGAUUUAUCAAGUAGCUAUAGCAGCAAAAACACUAAUACUAUAGUGUCAGCGCCUUCCACACCUGUUCGUAACCCCAAACCUUUCUCACCAGUGAGACUUCAACAUCCAACUCCCGCUUCUUCCCCUUUGAAGAAGGAAAGUCCACUAACUACCAAGAAAAGAGGAAUUAUACCAUCGAAUCAAUUGAAAUCAAACUUGAAUAAACCACAAGAUAUACUUUCAAGUCUACGGCAACUCAGAAUAUCCUUAGUAAAUGAGGAACAGAUAGAUAACAUUGAUGAAAUUAGAAAAGAAGUGUCAUUAAUUCAUAACCUUAUUGAGCCGCAUGAGCAUAUACUACAAAAAUUUGGUGACGAAUUGGUGCAAUUAAUUGAAUCAAAAAUAAAUACUUGA
Messenger RNA from Kluyveromyces lactis, 2589 nucleotides. RefSeq lists its product as uncharacterized. Gene Ontology annotation, cellular component: mitotic spindle. The transcript has a single exon. The record is from RefSeq and is a predicted model, not a curated record. The coding region runs from base 1 to 2589 and encodes 862 amino acids. NCBI's taxonomy places the organism in Eukaryota, Fungi, Ascomycota, Saccharomycetes, Saccharomycetales, Saccharomycetaceae. Gene Ontology annotation, biological process: mitotic spindle organization; regulation of mitotic cell cycle. Gene Ontology annotation, molecular function: protein binding.